Messenger RNA from Ipomoea triloba (trilobed morning glory), 1427 nucleotides. Its product is annotated as SEC12-like protein 1. Bases 130 to 1236 code for a protein of 368 amino acids. NCBI's taxonomy places the organism in Eukaryota, Viridiplantae, Streptophyta, Magnoliopsida, Solanales, Convolvulaceae. Gene Ontology annotation, biological process: protein secretion. The transcript is spliced from 10 exons. The record is from RefSeq and is a predicted model, not a curated record. Gene Ontology annotation, cellular component: endoplasmic reticulum membrane. Gene Ontology annotation, molecular function: GTPase activator activity; protein binding; guanyl-nucleotide exchange factor activity.
ACCUGAAAAAGUGAAAACUAAACUCCUACAAGGAACAGUCUUUUAUCUUCUUCCUCAGACGCAGAAACACAGCUAGCUGUUAUUACUCUGGGCGUCUGAGGUUUAUUAGUUUGAGGGAGCUGAGGGAUAAUGGACAAUGGGAAAGCGUCGGUGGCGUGUGCGUCGUGGAUCAGACGGCCAGAGAACGCUCAUCUGGUGGUGAUCGGAAAGACCAACCCUUCUUCGCUGGAAAUUUUUUCCUUCCAUCCCAAAACUACUUCGCUUUCUCCUUCUCCAAAGGCAAAGUAUGCGUUUGAAGGAGAAUGUGAACCUGUGAGCAUUGCGGUGCAUCCCAGUGGAGACGUCGUCGUUUGCUCUACUACCACUGGUUGCAAAUUGUUCGAGUUGUAUGGUCGGGAAGAUAACCUAAAACUUUCGUGUAAAUACUUAAUUCAUCUCCAAAAUGUUGGCCCACAACAGUGCUUGGCCUUCAGUGUUGAUGGAUCUAGAUUGGCUGCUGGUGGUGUUGAUGGACAUUUCAGACUCUAUGAGUGGCCAAACAUGCACAUUAUUGUAGAUGAACCAGGAGCUCACAAGUCAUUUCAAGAUAUGGAUUUUAGCUUAGAUUCUGAGUUCUUAGCUUCAACAUCUACUGAUGGUGCAGCGAGAAUAUGGAGGACAAGUGAUGGUAUUCCGGUGUCAUCUCUAGCGCGAAACCCUGACGAAAAGUUUGGACUUUGCCGCUUUUCUAAAGAUGGAACUAAGCCAUUUGUGUUUUGCACUGUCCAAAAGGGUGAUAAGAUGCUGAUUGCUGUCUGGGAUAUUUGUGAGUGGAAGAAAAUUGGGCAUAAAAGUCUGCUGAAAAAGCCAGCUUCUGUAAUGUCAGUUAGUUUGGAUGGGAAAUACCUUGCUAUAGGAAGCAAAGAUGGGGAUGUUUGUACUAUUGAAGUGAAAAAGAUGGAGGUUUCCCACUUGAGUAAGAGACUUCACUUGGGCUCAAACAUUGCAUCCUUGGAGUUUUGUCCUAGUGAAAGGGUUGUUCUUACUACAUCAGCUGAAUGGGGGGCAAUGGUAACCAAGUUAAGUCUUCCUGCAGAAUGGAAAGAAAUCCCAGUCUUUUUGGAACUUCCCCGAUCCAUACUCGAGACCAACAGACAUCUGAAGACUGAAUCAUGUUUGGACAUUUGGAAUACACAAUCUUAUCCAUCCAGGGAUCAUUUGGAUCCAUGGUCUUUCAAUAUAUUCCGAGAUUUUUAACACACUGUAUUCAGGCUAUUAUGUUAUAGAAUCAGAAAACUUUUUGCAGACAGUUGAAGCCAUAGGCUUUGGAACUUUUUUUGCUGUCAAAUGAACUAAAGACUCAUUUCAACUACUUGUAGCCUAACUAUUAACAGCUUUUCUUUUGUCUCAAAACGUUGUUAAGGUUUUUUGUGUCUGUUCAAUGAACU